Molecule: messenger RNA, 630 nt
Organism: Triticum dicoccoides
Lineage: Eukaryota; Viridiplantae; Streptophyta; Magnoliopsida; Poales; Poaceae
Product: em protein H5
Exons: 2
Coding region: 63-404 (113 amino acids)
Biological process (GO): response to abscisic acid
Cellular component (GO): cytosol
Source: RefSeq, a predicted model, not a curated record
UCGCAUACCAAAACCUACGUCCGCUUACGGUAUCCGUUUAGCUAGCUCCCAGGCAGCGAGCAAUGGCUUCCGGUCAGCAGGAGAGGUCGGAGCUGGACCGCAUGGCCCGCGAGGGGGAGACCGUCGUCCCCGGCGGCACCGGUGGGAAGAGCCUCGAGGCGCAGGAGCACCUCGCCGACGGGCGCAGCCGCGGCGGGGAGACUCGGAAGGAGCAGCUCGGGGAGGAGGGGUACCGCGAGAUGGGGCACAAGGGCGGGGAGACUCGCAAGGAGCAGCUCGGGGAGGAGGGGUACCGCGAGAUGGGGCGCAAGGGCGGGCUGAGCACCAUGGAGGAGUCUGGUGGCGAGCGCGCCGCCAGGGAGGGCAUCGAGAUCGAUGAGUCCAAGUUCAAGACCAAGUCCUAAGUAAUGUAGGUCAAGAUGUCCCAGUGUCUAGCUGAGUAGCUAGCUAGUAGUGAGCAAGCUGUCUGCUCAUGUUUGUAGUAAUGAAUAAUGUAGGUGAAGGUCAGGUCUUGACAUGACGAGAGCACGCACGUAGGCGAUCGCAUGUACUGUGAUCAUGUGUGCGUUAGGUGUCUUAGCUUGUAGUAGUGACCAUGUGUUCUUCAGGUGUCCUAGCUUGUAGUAGGUG